UCCCCGAGGCCGGCCGUCACACGCUCCUGCUUCGCCAUCACCAUGAACACCUUCGUACUCGUCCUCCUGGGUGUGGUCGCCCUGGUCGCCGCCAGACCUGACGUCGACCUCGACGACAGCCACCAGGUGCAGGACAUCGACGACGACAACACCAUCACCGGCUCCUACAGGUGGACGUCUCCUGAAGGCGUAGAAUACUUCGUCAAGUACAUCGCUGACGAAGACGGUUACCGCGUCCUGGAGUCCAACGCCGUUCCCGCCACCGCUGACGGCGUCAGGGCUGACGGCGCUCAGGGAUCCUUCGUGUCCUCCGAGGACGACGACGACGACGACAGGAAGUAAACAGCAGCAG
Procambarus clarkii (red swamp crayfish) is the source of this 352-nucleotide messenger RNA. The record is from RefSeq and is a predicted model, not a curated record. Lineage: Eukaryota; Metazoa; Arthropoda; Malacostraca; Decapoda; Cambaridae.